UUUCUCUAGAACCAAACGAAGUUUUUGGAAGACAGCAAAGGGGAAAAAAAAAAAAAAGAGAAGGAAUGAGAAUGCAAAAUCAUAAGCGGGAUUUUGGAGUAACAGUAAAUAAGCAUAUUGUCUCAGUGAUUUGGUUUCUGGGUAAUUUGGUCGCUUUGCAAGUCACGUUUGGGGUUCAGAUUCUUUCAAAGUCAAAGCUCGAGAAAUGCCAGAAGAAUUCAACCUCCGACAACCUCAAUUGCAACAAAAAGAUUGUUCUUAACUUGGCUGUUCCAAGUGGCUCGAGUGGUGGAGAGGCCUCAAUUGUUGCUGAAAUAGUGGAAGUGGAAGAGAAUUCGACACAAAAGAUGCAAACUUUGAGAAUUCCACCGGUUUUGACGGUCAACAAAUCUGCUGCUUAUGCCCUUUAUGAGCUUACAUAUAUUCGAGACGUGUCAUAUAAACCGGAAGAGUAUUACGUUAAGACACGCAAAUGUGAGCCAGAAGCUAGUGCAAAAGUUGUGAAGAUAUGUGAGAGGUUGCGAGAUGAAAAUGGUCACAUUAUGGAGCACACUGAGCCAAUCUGUUGUCCUUGUGGGCCCCAAAGGCGUAUGCCUUCAUCGUGUGGAAACGUUUUUGAUAAGUGGAUGAAGGGGAAGCCUAACACUGCACACUGUCUCCGUUUCCCAGGUGAUUGGUUCCAUGUUUUCAGUAUUGGACAGAGAUCUCUGGGAUUCAGUGUCAAGAUCCAGGUGAAGACAGGAUCUAAAAUUUCGGAAGUGUUUGUGGGUCCUGAAAAUAGGACAGUAACAUCAAAUGAUAAUUUCCUAAGAGUUAAUAUGAUUGGAGAUUUUGUUGGUUAUACCAAUAUACCAUCAUUCGAAGAUUUCUACCUUGUGAUACCAAGACAAGGGGGACCUGGUCAACCACAGAGCUUAGGAGGGAACUUUUCAAUGUGGAUGCUGCUUGAGAGACUAAGAUUUACCUUAGAUGGGACAGAAUGUAACAAAAUUGGUGUUGGUUAUGAGGCUUUUAAUGACCAGCCAAACUUCUGCUCUUCGCCCUUUUUGAGUUGCCUUCAUAAUCAGCUGUGGAAUUUCUGGGAGGCUGACCAGAACAGAAUUAGAAGAAAGCAGCUGCCACUAUAUGGUGUCCAAGGAAGGUUUGAAAGGAUAAACCAGCAUCCAAAUGCAGGGACUCAUUCCUUUUCCAUAGGUGUUACUGAAGUUCUGAAUACAAAUCUCUUGAUAGAACUAAGUGCUGACGAUGUAGAAUAUGUUUAUCAAAGGAGCCCUGGGAAGAUUUUAAGCAUUAACAUUCCAACAUUUGAAGCCCUUUCUCAAUUUGGGGUUGCUACAAUAAAAACGAAGAAUACUGGGGAAGUGGAGGCAUCGUAUGGGUUAACGUUUGAUUGCUCCAAAGAUGUUACGCUUAUGGAGGAACAAUUCUUUAUUAUGAAGCCUAAAGAAGAGAUAAUCCGAUCAUUUAAGCUCUACCCAGCAACUGAUCAAGCUGCAAACUAUCUAUACUUAAGGACUCUGAUUAUAAUGAGGUGGAUAGAGCCGAGUGCCAAUUUGCUACAACUUCAACUGUCCUUGACAAUGGAACACAGUUUGACCUCUAUGAUUGCCUAUAGAUCCUGUGAAGUCAUUCAUUUGGUGCAGAAUACUCCAUUUCAUCCACCAAAGAAAGGCAUAAGUGGUUUCUUUGAGACUAUAGCAAGCAUUUGGAAUGAUGUGUGGAGAGGAUUGACAGCCUUCAUUACUGGAAAAACUUGCAGAAGAAAAUGCUAUGGAUUUUUUGACUUCAAAUGCCACAUCCAAUAUAUAUGCAUGAGUUGGAUAGUGAUGUUUGGUCUGUUUUUGGCAAUCUUUCCAACAGUGAUUGUUCUACUAUGGCUUUUACACCAGAAGGGACUCUUUGAUCCUAUUUAUGAUUGGUGGGAAAAUCAUUGUUGGACUGAUGACGACGGUAUUCGGGAUAUUCAAAGGCAUGGAACUCAUAUCAACCACCACCAUCACCACCACAUUCAUGUCAACAAACAUAGUCAGAAGCAUGGAACAAGGCAUCAUCACAAGUCCGGCAAUCAUCAUAGGAGAAAAAGCAUCCACAAUGAUCACAGGCACAACCAUUCUGAGAGGGAAGCUGAUUAUGAUUACUAUCUCCAUCAUGUUCACAAGGCGAAACUCAAGCAGGGGCGCGUUCGAAAUACACGUGUCAUGCAGAAUUUGGUUGACAAUGUAGGCCAGAACAAGCAGAGAAAGGACAGAGAAACGGAUAUAAUACUGAAGAAGUAGCUUCCCCCCCUCCCCUCGAAGAUUCAAAUUAAAAUAGAAAAACACAUGUAUUAUAUCAUUUACAAUGACUGUAACAAGUAAAUCUUCAUUUUGACAAAUUUGUGUUGUGUGCCUCAGAGCUUAGAGUGCCAUGAAGCUACAUUUUUCUGAGACUAAUUUUGGUUGAGGAAACAAAACUGUCAAAUCUGAUCGGGGGCAAAACUAUAGGUCGGUCGGUCUUUGCUUUAGGAGUGACCAGGAAAAGCCGCUCUCUUUGUACAUUGUCCGAAUAGUAUUGUUGACUUUUUUUGCAGCUUGAGAGUGAACUCCGUCUUGGUUAUCAAUUGGUAAUCUUUUUUCUCCAGU
Molecule: messenger RNA, 2621 nt
Organism: Morus notabilis
Lineage: Eukaryota; Viridiplantae; Streptophyta; Magnoliopsida; Rosales; Moraceae
Product: protein HAPLESS 2
Exons: 18
Coding region: 66-2276 (736 amino acids)
Source: RefSeq, a predicted model, not a curated record